Molecule: messenger RNA, 921 nt
Organism: Haplochromis burtoni (Burton's mouthbrooder)
Lineage: Eukaryota; Metazoa; Chordata; Actinopteri; Cichliformes; Cichlidae
Product: olfactory receptor 6N2-like
Exons: 1
Coding region: 1-921 (306 amino acids)
Biological process (GO): G protein-coupled receptor signaling pathway
Cellular component (GO): membrane
Molecular function (GO): G protein-coupled receptor activity; olfactory receptor activity
Source: RefSeq, a predicted model, not a curated record
AUGAAUGCUGAUUUAAAUACGACAUAUGUAACACUUGGUGGGCAUGUGGAAAUUCACAGAUACAGAUAUCUUUAUUUUGUGAUCAUGCUUACAGCUUAUAUUCUGUUAGUAUGCUUUAAUGUUUCUAUCAUAUGUCUUAUUGUUAUACACAAAAAUCUUCAUGAGCCAAUGUAUAUUUUUAUUGCAGCUUUGUUAUUGAACUCUAUUCUUUUCAGCAGUAAUAUCCACCCAAAGCUCUUGGUUGACUUCUUAUCUGAGAAACAGAUCGUAUCUUACCAAGCUUGUCUUUUUCAGGUUUUUAUGUUUUACUUUUUAAGCUCUUCAGAGUUCUUACUAUUGUCAGCUAUGGCCUAUGACAGAUAUGUGUCUAUUUGUAAACCCCUGCAAUAUCCAGCCAUCAUGAGAACAACUACUGUCAGUUUACUGCUGUGUUUUGCAUGGCUGGUACCUGCUUGUUAUAUUGUGGUGCCAGUUGCACUAAAUAUUAAUAGCAAACUGUGUAGCUUUACUUUGAAAGGAAUUUUUUGUAAUAAUUCACUUAACAAGCUUUUCUGUGUGACUUCAAAUGAAUUAUCAAUAUACGGUGUAAUUGUUCUGUUGAAUCUCGGACUUUUCCCCAUGCUUUUUAUACUUUUCACAUACACAAAGAUAAUCAUAAUUGCUUUUCAGAGUUGUGGAGAUAUCAGAAGAAAAGCCGUUCAGACCUGUUUACCUCAUCUGCUAGUUUUGAUUAACUAUUCUGUUUUGAUUACCUAUGAUGUUGUCGUUGUUAAACUGGAAUCUGAUUUUCCCAAAACUGCACGUUUCGUAAUGACACUCCAAAUAAUAACUUAUAAUCCUCUCUGCAAUCCAAUCAUAUAUGGACUGAAAAUGAAAGAAAUUUCUAAUCACCUUAAAAGGUUGCUUAGACACAUGAAAUAA